Molecule: messenger RNA, 8741 nt
Organism: Porites evermanni
Lineage: Eukaryota; Metazoa; Cnidaria; Anthozoa; Scleractinia; Poritidae
Source: the annotation of a GenBank genome assembly
ACUGGGGCCUUUUCUUUGUAUUUACAUUGUCAUUUUGGUUAGGACUUUCAAGUCCUGGAGCUGGUAGGCAAAGGAGGUUUCGCUUGUGUGUACCGCGCUCGCUGCAAAGCCACAGGACAAGAGGUUGCCAUCAAAAUGGUUAGUUAAUCAUAUCUUCAUUAACUUAUGCUUUUUAUAAUUCCUGACAUUGGACUCUCUUGACUCCUUUGUGGUGUUAAAUAAUUUCAGUGGUAUUUAAAAAAGGAAAACUAAAGAUAAUUCUAUCCAAUGAUUCAGUGAUUCUAUAAGAAUAAUAUUAUUAUUAUUAUUUAUAUUAAUAAAAAUAAUGUUAAUAAUAACAAAAAAUUAAUAGUGUCAUCAAAACUUUGGAGAAUAUUUCUAGGUUUAGUACAUGUAUUUCUACUGAAGUUUUUUAGUAAACCUUGUGAUUUGAAACACAGGCAUGGUAAUCAUUUCAAGUAACUCUGGACCCAAUGUUUCGAUGAUUCUAUCAUGUCAUCAAAACCUUAGCCAAAAAUUUUAAAAAUUAAUAGUUCAAGUAUUUUUACCGAUUUUUUUUUAGUUAACUUUUUAUCAUAAUGUGACUUAAAAUAAGGUCAUGUUAAUUAUGUCCAUUGCACUUGGUAAGUGAACCUACAUGUACUGUAUGUGAAUGUUAAUUAUUUUACACACCCCAUGUAUUUCCUUUUCUUGACACAGAUUGACAAGAAAGCUAUGAAAACAUCAGGAAUGGUAGCAAGAGUGAGAAAUGAAGUUGAAAUUCAUUGCCAACUAAAACAUCCUGCUAUCCUUGAGGUAAUUAAUAAAUUUCAAAAAGUUCAUGUAUCUAAAAAUUUUGUUUCUAAUAAAUGUGUUCCAAAACCAAAAUUUUGAGCAACUUACGAUGUACAGUGUACAUGAGCACCCAUGGGACUUAACAGUUAACUAAUGUCUGCAUUCAUUCAACAUUCUGUACGGGUUAGUGUCUGUUAUGGGAAGACAUCUCUGAGACUUGGAUGAUUGUAAUUAAAAAAAAUAUGUAAGAGAGGCUGCAUGUAACUCCUCGUUGUGGGAAGCGUACACAAUGUAGUGGUUUAUAGUACAGAGGACUUCACGUUGAGAUGAUGUCCAGGUUUAGGCUUGGCUACACUGUAGGGUCAUUAUUGUGUGGUAAUCUUGACACCUUACUGUCAUGGUGCCUCACUGCACAAAGACUAUAUUUUAGCCACUGAAACUGUUUCCUGUCAUGUUUUGCUGUGGAUGGUAAGGAUAAACAUGGAUACCUCUAUUUAAUACUAAAAUUCCUGGUGUUAUUACAGAUAACUAAUUUCUAUAUAUAGCCCCCCGGAAAGUGUAAAAAAAGGAAUGCACUAUGUUGUAAAUUAUUCUGGUACAAGGGUUUGUCCAAUGAAAAUUAAAAUUACCCAACUUCCUGAUGGACGCCAUUUAAGUUUGUUUGAUACAUGUAUGUAUCUUCGUCAACCUCAUAACUCUAAAGGAGCAUUUUAUGUGGAGGUCAAGGUACUACAUUAAGGAAUGACUUUAACACAGAAUUGACCUAAAAAGUGACAUACAGCUGUACAUAUACAUACAUGUACACUGUACAUGUACAUGUUGGCCCUUAAACUGAGGGUUUUAAAAUUAAUUUUUUGAAAUCAAUACUUGUGAGAAAGCUACAUGGGUUGCAUUAUUUAAAUUCAACCAAAAAAUUUCUGGUAAUUACCAUGAAUGCACACUGUCUCUUGGAUGAAAAUAAUGGACAGUACAUGUAACAAUAAUGGAAAACUUAACUUUCAACUGUGAAAUUUUUAGAAUUAUUGUAGCCUUGAAAGAGGUUACAAUUUUAUUGUAUAUGUUGUGGUUCAAUUUUGUCCCUGGUUUAAUUUUUACUUUCCUUUGUUCUAAAAUCAUUAUCAUACAUUACCAUACCCCAAAACAAAGGAAAAUAAAAAUUAAACCAAGGAUAAAAUGUAACCACAACAUAUACAAUCACUGACAUCAUUUUGUUAUUCUUCAGCUUUACAAUUAUUUCGAGGAUUCAAAUUAUGUCUACCUGAUUCUGGAAAUGUGCCACAAUUCAGAAAUCAACCGCUAUCUCAAGAAAACAGGAAGACCAGUGGGUGAAAAUGAGGGUACAGACUAAUUUUUUCUUUAACCAGUAUUGAAGAAUUGAUUAAUAAUUCAUGAUUAAAUUUAACUAGAAUUAGUUUUAUGUUUAAUGAGUUGGCUGUAAAUCACAUCCCAGUUUUCCUCAUUUACAUAAAUUAAACCUUCCCUUCAUGUACCUCUAGAGCUAUAAAUUUAAAAUAACUCAAAUAACAAGGAAUUCAUUAAAAUGACCUCAAGGAUGUAUUUUUAUUUUCACUUCACAAGCAUGAUAAAAUGCUGUACUUGCAGCAAAUCUACAAUUAAUUUUGUCGUACAUAUGUAUGAUGCAGAUUGAGGAGGGUGUUAUCUGCUGAGAGUGGAAUUACAAUAUGGCUUGCUAAUAAUUAAAUACAUGUAAUUAUGCCAAAUACAGAUCUGCCCCACAUAAUAAUGAUAAUUUUAAUAAUAAUAUUUUACGUGUAUCUUUCACUCACAUAUCUUGUCAAAAAAUUUCUUGAAGUUUAAGUUUGAAUCUCAUCUUCAAUUUAUCUUGGGCACAAAGUGCAUGUUACUGGUCAAAUUUGAUAUCAGGUUAAAGAUAGGUAGAUUCUCAAUUUCCUUUGUCUCUUAGGGCAAGGAGACAAAGGAAAUUGAGAAUCAACCUAGUUUAAAUCAAGAUGAAGCUGAAGUCAAAUUUGACCUGUAACAUACAUAAGUACAGCUGUACGCAAGUACUGUUUGUAUGUUCAACAUGCUAAUGUUCAUCUCUGAAGAACAUUUUCAGCCUGAGGAACUUCCCUCAGGUGCAUUCCCUUCAGUUGUUCAAACACUCUCAAGAAUUUAUGGCUCAAAGGGAAGCCUGGGUCAAUGAUGAUUACGAUUAGAUUGAUAUUUAUUUUAUCAUUAUUAUUAUUUUUAUCUUAGUUACUGGGCUGACUUUCUUCUUUUUGUAGCUCGUCACAUCAUGACUCAAGUUGUUAAAGGAGUUUUGUAUCUUCACUCUCAUGGCAUUAUUCACCGUGAUCUUACUCUAGGGAACAUUCUACUCACAAAAGAAAUGGAUGCUGUAAGUUUGUUUUUAUGAUAAGUUUGAAAGGAAAAGAGAUACAAGUUGUACAUAGUACAAUUGGACUUUAAAGUCACUUUUGUAACAUUGAUUAUUAAUUGUGUUAUAUGAUGGACAUUUUCUCCGUUCAAAGUAUUUACACUGUUACCCUGCAAGCAGAGGCUACAUUUUCUUUGUGUGAGCUGUUGUGUGUAAAGUAGCCUCUGCUGACAACCAUUCAAAUCUGUCCAAAAAUGUAAAUGAAUAAAUAAAAAAAACGAGUUUUUUUUCCUGUUCUUGACCAGUUUAGAGCAUUGUAUGAGUCUUGCAUAGCAAAUCAGAGUUGUUGCAAUUUUUUAUUCCUGUGAAACUAAUGCGCCAUUUAAGAACAGACCUGACAAUUAAUUUUGCUUGCGAAUCACAUGACGAAUUUUGCUUAUGCACGAUAGAAAAUUGAAUUGUUGUUGGCCGAGGCUACUUCUCGCACACCAGCUCACACAGCAAAAAUGUAGCCUCUGCUCGCAGGGUAUUACACUGUACAAUGUACAGUGAAUGUAUUAUCAGUAGGGAGGUUAGGUGUUGAGUAUACAUGUAUGAAAAUGUACAAGUGUACUUUGUCCAUUUGCAGAAAAUUGGUGAUUUUGGCCUUGCCACAAGGCUUACUAUGCCUAAUGAGAAGCAUUAUACCAUGUGUGGAACACCUAACUAUAUUUCUCCGUGAGUAAACACUUUAAGAAUCUCCAAUUAAUGCUUGCAUCAUUAAAUAGUUACAGGUAAAUUUACCUUGAAUUCAUCCAACAGCAAUAAUACAAUAAUUAACUGUAAUAUCGGUAUGUACCAAUGUAUGUAGGAGAGUAGGUCCAGUGUUGCUGGUUUUUAUAUACAGGACGUCAUUUACAGUGUAUAAAGGGUUUUGCUUAUCGUUUUUACGUGUUAUCAGUGAAUCUAUAACUAGCGCUUCCAAACUGGCGCAUGACGUCCAGAAGUAGUCCGCUAUCACAACUAAAACCCUGAUAAACAUGUUACAUGGUCACACUAACAAAUCACUAACCACGCAGUACCUGGGUUUCAAUCCAAAGCAUUGUUGGCAUUAUUCGAGGUGGAAACUGCUCCCUUUAUGGUCCACUGUGGUACUGAAUGGCUUCUGUGUUGUCUGCAGGUAUCUAUGCCUCAGGCAUCUCCGUUCCACUUUUUUCUUUACACCAACUGAUAAUUAUAAAGCGACACUUGUAUAUCUUGCAUUAUUUAUAUUUGUACUGUAUCAAACAAAUCACUGUUUUCCAAUGAGUUAGGUGCAACCAAAGCAAUUUAGAGUACAUGCACAGAGAGUACUACAUGUACAAUGUGAUUCAGUGGUGUUAGUAUUAAUGUCUAUUUACAAUGAAAUGGUGAUGAGGGAAAUUAAGGAAUAAUUUCCUACACAUUUUCUCCAAAUGCUAAUAAUUUCCCAAACCUUAAGGCAAAAGAAAUUGUUAUGAUUUGGACAAAACACAAGUGAAAUUAUUCACUGUUUUCACGAGCAUACCAUUUGAUAACGAAUACCUGGCUAUUAAUAUCAUGGGUGACAAAUACACUCACAAUCAUAGGUUUUGACAUUGUUCAUCAAAUUGAUUAUCGAUCAAGAACUCUGCAAUGAACACUUUAGAGCUUGAAUUUUAGCUUAAGUUGAUAUUGUUGAUGUGCUCUUUUGCAUGUUUAGGUUUUCUAAAAUGUCUGUCAAUUCCCUAACAUCUUCAUUGAUUUCAUUACAUUUCAAAAAUUUGCUGUCAUCUUGGCAUUAAUUGACACGUAUGGAAGGUUGCCAUGGCAUUUUUGUAAUUUCACAUGUGAAAUUAUAAAUGAAUGCUGAAAUUUUGCGCCGAAAUUAAGGAGCAAUUUAUAAUUCUACAGAAAAUGUUCUUUUUUUUCUUGUAGAGAGAUAGCCACUAGAGGUCCUCAUGGUCUUGAGUCUGAUGUCUGGUCUCUGGGAUGUAUGCUUUACACCCUGCUGGUUGGAAAACCUCCUUUUGAUGUGAGUAAGAGAUUAUCAAAAAAGGGCUAAAAAAAACUUGAAUUCUAGCUUGGUCUUUGGGCAAGCAGCUCUCGCAUUUUAUUUUCCGGGGCCACCUCUUGCUCCUCUCACUUAAUGAUUUCUUUAGUGAUCCAUGACUGCCUUUACCCUUGCUUAUUUUGCAAGUCAGCUUGAUGCGUUACUUGUCCAGCAACAAAAUCUACCUGGCCCGGACCACUGGACGGGACUUUUUUUGAGCCCUGCCAAAAAAGCUUCCUACACAUGUACAUAUACAUGAUUUUUUUAACAACGUGUAAUAAUAUAAAAAAUACCCAAGGCCUUGUUUUUGCUCUAAGAAAAACUGAGGGGAACCCAGUGCUUGGAAGCUUCAUGCACACUGUACAUUGUAUGAUAUCCAGGGUGCCCAGGAUACAAUGUAUGAAUUUUACUUUUCAGUAUUUGUAUGACAAAACUACAAAUACAUUAAAAUUUCCUAGUCAUCCAGGAGCAAAAUAAUAGCAUGAAAUAAUAGGGCUCUAGUGGUCAAGAGGUGCUGUUAGAACACAGUCCUGUUCUUGCCAGAAUAAAAAAAAGUGUGGUUUACUGUAUGGUAUUUAUUUUGUAGUUUUUAUAUAAGCAUCGAAGACUGCAGACUGAAGUAAUUUGCAAUAAUUUUACCUAAGUCACUCAGCACUACCUGUAUGCCUGUGGUUAGUUUUUGAUUACCAAGAAGAAAGUUCUCUACUUAGGAAUACUUGGGAGAUUGUAUCCUGUGUGAGUGUGAACACAACCAAAGACGUCCAUUUGUAAAUAUUACUAAAAAUAUUAAAUUGGUUUUAAAAUGUUUUAACUUUAGACUGAGGCAGUAAAGAGCACAUUAAACAGGGUAGUGUUGGCUGAUUAUGAUUUACCAAGGUGAGUUUGAACAUUAUUAUAAUAGAGCGGUUUUCAUUUGAGUGUCGAAAAGUAAUUGGUUUUGCACUUUCUACACGAUGCGAUUGGCUUAAAAGAUUCGCGCCACCUUUUCAUCCAAUCAGAAGUAAAACCAAAGCCAAUUGUGACGCGCUCGCAUGCAUUUUCCCGCGCUUUGCGUCAGCCACAUGUAAUUACUUCGAGUUUUGAUUGGUUCAAUGUGUUGUCUGUGUCCUAUGUGAUUGGCCAGAGUAAUUACUUUGGUUUUGGUUUUACGACACUCAAACAAAAACCACUCUAAUGUUAUAGUAAUAUAACAAGGUUUACCCAAAAGAUGUUCAUGUACUACUGUUUUUAGUAUUAAACAACAAUUGACAGUAAUUAUACAGUGAAACCUCUAUUAAGCAGACCCCCAAUUCAGUGGACACCCUCUAUUAAGCAGACACUAAGUAGGGUCCUGAAAUUAACGUAGUUAUAAUUCCCUAAAGUUAUAACAAACCCCUAUUCAGCAGACACCUCUAUUAAGCGGACGCGGACACUAAAAUAAAUUGUAUUUGGCUAAAUUUGUUUGUUAAAAACCUCUAUUAAGCAAACACAAGACUGAAUUGACAAUAGUAGUAUUGGAUAUUCCUUGAAAUAUGUACUGUAGUCGAUAAAUAAAGAUAAAUCAAUUCAUUUAUCUGUCAAUGAACUGUAGAUUAGGCCGAAAGUCUUGCACAAAGAACAGGGCAGCUUCCUUAGCUUCCUUAGUAACAUGGAUCUUUAUCAAAGUACAGAGUAACUGUUGAAAGUUAAUCGUCAACAAACAUUGCGCCAUUUUUGCAAACCUCUAUUAAGCGGACACUUGGGAAGGUUUGCUUAGUAGAGGUUUCACUGUAUUAUUCUUGAAAGUACAAUGUAGAGUGACUCUGACAGGAUAAGAAAUUACUUGCUUACUGCUGUAAUACUGUACUUACAAUGUAAUAAGCAGAGUUCUUGUUUGUUGGUUGUUUUAUGGUAGUAAUCUGUCGUCAGAAGCUCAAGAUCUCAUUGCGCAGCUCCUGAAGAAGGUACGUUAUAAGAUGAACUAUUUUACAGUUGUCUAAAUGGAUACAAUCUACUGGUGACUUACUUACAACAUACCCGGUACACUGUACAUGAUGUGUACCUGUUUUGCUAGGGAUAACUCUUUGAUGGACAAAAUUUAGCUUUUCUUAUGCAAAAGAGGUUUACAUUUCUGCAUUUUGUGUGACAUAUUUUAUACUUGAAAAACUGGAGUAUGGUAAUGUGGUAUGGCCUAGAGCCCAGGCCUCAAUAAAUAGGGCUAUCUGAAGAAUGAAUUACUAUCCAACCGUAAGUAUUUGGGAAACCAAUUUAGUUAUCCAGUGGAUAGAGAUUUAUCUGGUGAAUAGUGUUAACUACCUUUAAAACAACUAACUGGGGCGUGAAGAUGGGAGCUCUGGCUGUGGAAUGUUUAGUACAAAUAAGAACAUCCUUUCUGCCCCCCUGCCCCCUUUCCAUGCUAUCAGACUCUGUAACCUUGGUUACAGCCCUGCUUUGUCAGAGGCUAUUCCUCACCAAAAGCAAACAUGAAAACGUUUUGUAAAUAUUUUACCAAGACAUUGAUGAUUAUGACAAUGAUGAUGAUCAAAGAAUUUUUAAAUGUCCUUCUGAGGCAUGCAGGGAAUUUGCAAGCUGUUACAUAUGCCUUCUAUACAAAUACACAUAAAUAAAUUUGCAUAGUUUUUAGAUACAUGUAAAGUAACAAAUAAGUGCUGAUUAAUUUUUUGUGUUAUGAACGACAUUUUAGAAUCCUGGUGACAGAAUCACCUUGUCAGGUACAUGUACUGAUCUAUGUACUUAAUUCUUAAAUUGUUCUUCUCUCGUACCUCACCUAUUGGUUAUAAGGCAACUACAUGUAGUAUAACCUUGAUACUUUUAAUAGUGAUUACCUAUGUUUAAAAGUAAAAAAAAAUAAUUGAUCGGCCAUCAGUGACUUAAAGGUACCUUUACCAAGGUGUUAGAUUACUGUAAAUCAUUGAUUAGUUACCAUGACAAUCCCUUGGGCUCUAAGAGUGAGCUGCAUUAAUUUUCUCCAAACGAUAUUGAUACGUUAUUGAGAGAAGAGGUUAUGAGAAUCAAUGACAAGAUCACAAUUCUAGCAAGUUCUCUCAACUAAUUUUAAGAAUAAGGAAAAUGUAUGGUCUGAGGCUUGAAGGGUUAAAACAGGAUAAGAGUUAUCAGGACUUCAGACCAUUCAGCCCUGAUUUUUAAGUACUUGUACAGUAGAAAAAACGAACAAACAAACAAACAAGCAACAAACAAUAACCCCCAAAAUUUAAAAGUCACAAGUUGAGGGGUAAAAAAAGCCACUACAACAACAACAACUACAAACUAAAUCAAAAGCAAAAUCAACUGAAAAUUACCUUACUCCUGUUAUAAUGGUUGGGUGGAAAAAGCCCUAGCUCAGUCCGCUAGGCACACAAUAUAGAGUUCGACGUUGUGGGGGGGGUUGAGUUCGUCUAAGUGGGUUAAACCUUUUUUUCCCGAAUAUUGGGGGGUGGGUAAAAUGAGUUCAACUUAGCUUUGAGUAACAGUUCGAGCUAACCAAAUUAGAUUUAGCGUUUUUCAACUGUGCAUAUUGUACUUACAGGGAUUUUAGAUCAUCCAUUUAUGACUCAGGAAAGACUGCUGAAGUACUCCUCAACUGACCGGCUAUAUCCUCCACAGGUAUGCCAUGCAGACUAA